Molecule: messenger RNA, 1605 nt
Organism: Gastrolobium bilobum
Lineage: Eukaryota; Viridiplantae; Streptophyta; Magnoliopsida; Fabales; Fabaceae
Product: AT-hook motif nuclear-localized protein 28-like
Exons: 2
Coding region: 288-1118 (276 amino acids)
Cellular component (GO): nucleus
Molecular function (GO): minor groove of adenine-thymine-rich DNA binding; DNA-binding transcription factor activity
Source: RefSeq, a predicted model, not a curated record
AACAACCAUUGAUUAAUAAACAAAUCCACAACCAUUGAUUAAUAAACAAAUCCACACACCUUUUUUUCUCUUCUGUUUGGCGUGCCUCUAUUUUUCUUCCUCUUCUCUUCUACAAGUUUCGUCUCUAUCCCUGGUCCUACUCUGCAUGUUAUCACAAGGACAAGAACCCUCCAAAGUCCAAAUCUUACGCCAAUCAUAAACACUGGAUUGGGUACUUUUCUGCACACACACACAAUGAAAGUAGAACACGCAUAUCAAUAACCAAAAAAGCUUGAACCUCCAAAAACAUGUUCUCAAAGCUUCACCAACACCAGCAGCAGCAGCAGCAGCACCAACAACAACAACAACAGCACCCUUUCCAACUCUCCCGGGAUUGCCAAACCUCCGAGGAUGACGACAGCCGCAGCAGCGGUGGCCUCACCCCCUCCACCGCCCAGAACCUCUGCGGCGGCGGAGGUGGUGACGAAGCCACCAUUGAGGUCGUGCGCCGGCCCAGGGGCCGCCCACCUGGGUCCAAAAACAAGCCCAAACCGUCAUUAAUUAUAACUCGCGAGCCCGAGCCCGCUAUGAGCCCAUACAUUCUUGAAGUCCCUGGAGGAAGCGACGUCGUUGAGUCCAUAGCCCGGUUCAGCCGCCGCAACAACACGGGCCUCUGCGUCCUAACCGGUUCAGGAACCGUCGCUAACGUCACCCUCCGUCAACCCUCCACCACUCCCGGCGCCAUCGUCACCUUCCACGGCCGCUUCGACAUCCUCUCCCUAUCCGCCACCUUCCUCCUCCACAACCAACCGGGAGCCUCGCCGGCGGUCCCGAACAACUUCUCCAUCUCCCUCGCCGGACCUCAGGGGCAGAUCUUCGGAGGAAUCGUCGCAGGCCGUUUGCUCGCCGCGGGGACGGUUUUCGUGACAUCCGCUUCGUUCAACAACCCAUCGUAUCACAGGCUGCCAUCGGAAGAGGACGUGCAAAACAACUCUGUCUCCGGCGGUGGCGAUGUGAAAUCGCCACUGGUAUCCGGUGGCGGUGCGGAGAGUGGUCAUGUCCAUGCUGAGUCGUGUAUGUACAGCUGUCACCUUCCUUCCGAUGUGAUUUGGGCUCCAACUGCAAGACCACCUUUCUGAUACCAAUCACUUUUUUGUAUCAGAGAGCCCAUGGGCCUGCUUGGAGCUUCGUUGGAUGAAGAUAACGUACACUGACUAAGUGGCUAUAGUUGCUGACUGCUACUGUAAAUAGCUUUCUUGAUUUGGAAAGAGUGUAUGGCAGUUGAGAACGUGGCUAGGGUUGUGUUGUGCGUGCCAGUUUCUUUUCAAUAGCAUCAUCAUCAUCAUCAUCUUGGUGCGUUGCCGUAUCCUCUACGUUCUUUAUUUAAAGCUCUUAUGAAAAAUCCCUCCUUUGCUUUUUUUUUUUUCAUCUCGUUACACUUUAUAUCCGAUCUAUUCUGUACUUUGUUUUGUCUUUCUUGGUUCUCUCUCUCUCUCCCGUUCCCACGUCAAUUAAGGACAAAGGGAAGCUUGAAAAGUAAAAGCCAAGUUGUAAGUUUGUAACUUGGAAAUUGGAAUUGAACACUUGCUAGCUACUAUUAUUAUGCAUUAUCUUUUAUGGAACAGG